UCCUAUCCAAACAAAAACACAACCCUAUAUACGCGUAGGAGACGCACCACCACCACCACCACCACCUAAAUAAAGCCAUAUCUAUAAAAACACCACCAUACUUUUAUUAUUAUUAAAUUACAGUAAUCUCCAAAUCUUUAGACCUUUAUUACAACUUUAACCAAUCUCUGCCUCUCCUUCCAUCUUCCUCUCCUGUUUGCUUCUUUCUCACUCCCUCUCUCUCAACUCUCUCUUUCUUCACACUAAGAUCUUCGAAAUCCUUGUUCAAAAUCGUGGUCUUGUUCUUUGAAUAAUCUCAGACAGGGUUCAUUAAUGGGAAGGAGUAGAAGAAGGAGAAGAAGAAGAACUAUUGAUUUAGUAGUUGUUCUUUAGCUUUGGAUCUAGUAGAGAAGAUAUUUGAAUUUUUUGGGGGAAAUUUAGGGUUUAUAUAAAGAUGGGGGGAGAAGGCACUGGACAGAGUUGGGCAAUAUCGUAUAAAGGAAUGUCAUCUGAUAAUAUUAAAGGAUUAGUAUUAGCAUUAUCUUCAAGUAUUUUUAUUGGAGCUAGUUUUAUUGUUAAAAAGAAAGGGUUAAAGAAAGCUGGGGCUUCUGGUACUAGAGCAGGAAGUGGUGGAUAUUCGUAUUUGUAUGAGCCACUUUGGUGGGCAGGAAUGAUAACAAUGAUUGUCGGGGAAGUUGCUAACUUUGCGGCUUAUGCAUUUGCCCCAGCUAUUCUGGUCACUCCUCUUGGUGCACUCAGCAUUAUUAUCAGCGCUGCACUUGCACAUAUUAUUCUGCGGGAAAAGCUAAAUGUUUUUGGCAUUCUUGGUUGUGUUUUGUGUGUGGUGGGUUCUACAACAAUUGUUUUACAUGCUCCUCAAGAACAGCAGAUUGAAUCUGUGGCAGAAGUAUGGGACCUUGCAACAGAGCCAGCUUUUCUUUUCUAUACAGCUUUGGUGAUAGCAGGUGUUCUUAUACUUAUAUUCCAUUUUGUACCACAGUACGGCCAGACACAUAUAAUGAUUUACAUAGGAAUUUGUUCUCUUGUGGGUUCCUUGUCGGUCAUGAGUGUAAAAGCACUUGGUAUUGCUCUGAAAUUAACAUUUUCAGGAACAAAUCAGUUAGUGUACUCUCAGACUUGGGUUUUCACUAUGGUUGUACUUGCUUGUGUGAUUACUCAGUUGAAUUAUUUGAAUAAGGCUCUUGAUACCUUCAACACAGCUAUUGUAUCACCAAUAUACUACGUGAUGUUCACUUCAUUCACCAUUUUAGCAAGUGUUAUCAUGUUUAAGGAUUGGGAUCGACAGAAUCCAACUCAAAUUGUUACGGAGAUGUGCGGGUUUAUAACGAUUCUUUCAGGGACGUUUCUACUUCAUAAAACAAAGGACAUGGUUGAUGGUGUACCUAUGCGCCUUCCUGUAUACACGACCGAGAUGGAUGAUUUAGAGCACGAGGGCAUCCCUCUCAAGUGCCAAGAUGCCUUGCGAUCGUCAUAAUGCGCUUUCCCUUCCAGGAUACACGACUGAGAUGGAUGACUUAGAGCACAAGGGUGGCAUCCCUCCCAGUGCCAAGUUUUCCCCGCAUCAUCUUUUCAUGCUUUUGGGGGAAAAGCAUAUGCAGCAUCAACUUGUGUAUUUUAGCAAAUAGUACUAGUUAAUAACUUAAUGUUAUACCAUAUUCUUUUGCAAUGCCAUGUAAUUUGACAUACAUACAUGGUUUAUAAUAUCAUAGUGUAUCUAAGCUUUAUGGCCAAUGCUUCCACAUCUCUUUUUCCUCUAAUUUUAAAAUACGCCACAGAUGAUGGUUCACAUUAUUUUUGUAGAGAAAAAUUCGUAAUUGUUGUAACAUUGGAUUUGCACUGUAGAGAAUUCAAAAUAUUGUAUUUUAAAAUUGGAAUAUAUUCCCAU
This is a messenger RNA of Papaver somniferum (opium poppy), 1885 nucleotides long. RefSeq names its product probable magnesium transporter NIPA4. The record is from RefSeq and is a predicted model, not a curated record. Gene Ontology annotation, cellular component: membrane. The transcript is spliced from 9 exons. Gene Ontology annotation, molecular function: magnesium ion transmembrane transporter activity. NCBI's taxonomy places the organism in Eukaryota, Viridiplantae, Streptophyta, Magnoliopsida, Ranunculales, Papaveraceae. Gene Ontology annotation, biological process: magnesium ion transport. The coding region runs from base 434 to 1474 and encodes 346 amino acids.